Exserohilum turcica Et28A is the source of this 722-nucleotide messenger RNA. RefSeq lists its product as uncharacterized. The record is from RefSeq and is a predicted model, not a curated record. Bases 264 to 722 code for a protein of 152 amino acids. Lineage: Eukaryota; Fungi; Ascomycota; Dothideomycetes; Pleosporales; Pleosporaceae. The transcript is spliced from 4 exons.
GCGAUCAGAUCAACGCUCCUGCACUCACCCUCACGCUCUCACUCCCACUCACCCUCACGCACUUGCUCGCUUCUUCUGCCACUCCUCCACUCACCUGCCUCGUGCUCACCGGCGACUCGACCCGCCAGCCAGAUCUGCAAGAGUUCGUUGAAGCACGCUUGAAGAAACCCCGCGCUCCGUUCCUGACUACUUCAACUCGACACCAUCCCACACUGCCUGCUUCCAUCACCUCCAACCUUUGCUCAAUCAGCCACUCAUCAACAAUGACUCGCUCCCACAAGUACACUGACCGUGACCAUGCCGGCAUUGCCGAUGGCACUGCCGAGCGUGAAUCCAGACUCCCCAAGUACUUUGGCAAAUCCGGCCAUGCCGACACGGACCCAACCAAGACGAAGAAGGGCGGCAGCGGCAAGGGCAAUUGCACCGCACGCCCUUCACUACAUGUCCCCCUUUGCCCUUGGAUCACAUGGUCUGACAGCAGAUGCAGGGGUGCCGCAGGCGACGAAAUCGAGGACAUCAGGCCCAACAUGGCCUAUGCCCGUCGUCGAAGCAACUCGUCAACGCACAACAUGAAGGACUUCAAGACCAAGUUCGAAACCAUCGAGACUGAGCCUGUCUUUGAAGAAUCGAUCCACGGCCCGAUGGGCGAGGAGCUCGAGAAGCAGAGCACCACUUCUGCCGAACACAGCGUUGCUGAGGAGGACCACGGCAAGAAGCUCUAG